AUGAUGAAGCGAAACGCUGAAGCUACGGUGAAGUUGUUGCAAUAUUAUCGCAAGGUGAAACCACAAUAUCGCAAUUACUCAUACUUGACUGAGAAAGCGGCCCAGCCAUCGGGAGGAGUAAUGAAGCAGAUUGGUGAUAAUUUGAUCAGCAUUGGGUAUAAAGGAGCGGCAUGUGGUUUUGGAUUCGCGAUAGCCGGUCUGACAACAACUUCCGAGAGCACAGGCGCCAAGAAAGACAAGGAGGCGGUCGUAGACAUGCUGAAAUUGAUGGAUAAGGAAGAAGCCAGCGUGGAGCGUGUGCGGGAAAUGUGUCUGAAAAUGGAGUCGCGUGUACAGAACUGA
Messenger RNA from Microthlaspi erraticum, 342 nucleotides. Lineage: Eukaryota; Viridiplantae; Streptophyta; Magnoliopsida; Brassicales; Brassicaceae. The record is from the annotation of a GenBank genome assembly.